Octopus sinensis (East Asian common octopus) is the source of this 633-nucleotide messenger RNA. Its product is annotated as methyl-accepting chemotaxis protein 2-like. The transcript has a single exon. The coding region runs from base 1 to 633 and encodes 210 amino acids. The record is from RefSeq and is a predicted model, not a curated record. Lineage: Eukaryota; Metazoa; Mollusca; Cephalopoda; Octopoda; Octopodidae.
AUGUAUGCAGUGGAAACACUGUCAGUUUCAUCUGUUGAAGGUUCGCCUUCAUUUGAAGCCAUUGAAGGUUCGCCUUCUGGAUUAAAAAAUGAAAAAGAUUUAUCGAAGCAAACCAAAGAAAAUUUACCAAAACAAGCAACCGAUUCAGCUAAACAAGCAACCGAUUCAGCUAAACAAGCAACCGAUUCAGCUAAACAAGCAACCGAUUCAGCUAAACAAGCAACCGAUUCAGCUAAACAAGCAACCGAUUCAGCUAAACAAGCAACCGAUUCAGCUAAACAAGCAACCGAUUCAGCUAAACAAGCAACCGAUUCAGCUAAACAAGCAACCGAUUCAGCUAAACAAGCAACCGAUUCAGCUAAACAAGCAACCGAUUCAGCUAAACAAGCAACCGAUUCAGCUAAACAAGCAACCGAUUCAGCUAAACAAGCAACCGAUUCAGCUAAACAAGCAACCGAUUCAGCUAAACAAGCAACCGAUUCAGCUAAACAAGCAACCGAUUCAGCUAAACAAGCAACCGAUUCAGCUAAACAAGCAAGCAGAGAAGAUUCGUCUUCAAAAGAAACCAAAGCAUUCAACUUCGCAGCUGCGGCUGGUCCAAAAAACAGAAGUCAUAAAAAUGGGAAAAAAUGA